AUGGCCGAUGAGAUUGAUGUGGAGGCUAUGCUAGAGGCUCCCUUCGAGAAAGGGAAUUCCGCCCUCGAUAAGUCUGGCAGCUCGCGUCAUCGUGACCGCUCUAGAUCCAGGUCCAGGGAUCGCGGCCGAAGGCACCGUGAUAGGAGUUCAGAGCGUAGGCGUGACCGGGAUGAGUUCAGAUCUGAGCGGAGACGCGAACGUGACCGUGACAGACGCGAUCGGGAUAGAGAUCGUAAUCGGGACUAUGACAGGCGGCGGGAUCGGGACUACGAUCGUCCGCGUUACGAGCGUUCUCGUCGAGAUGAAUUUCCCCCUGAACGAGAACGCGAAGACUCGGACGACAAGGGUCCAAAGCGCUUCUAUCGAAAUGGAGAACCACGCCCUAGAAGUCCUGAGCUAUCUCCGGAAGAAAGAGAUGCAAGAACGGUGUUUGUUUGGCAGUUAUCUGCUCGAAUCCGACAAAGGGAUUUAGAGGAUUUCUUUUCAUCGGUCGGAAAAAUACGUGACGUGCGUUUAAUUAUUGAUGGCAAGACAAAACGCUCUAAAGGUAUCGCCUACGUGGAGUUUCGCGAAGUGGAGUCUGCACAGCUAGCUCUUGGCUUGACUGGUACAAAACUUCUAGGCGUUCCUAUUCAGAUUCAACAAAGCCACGCCGAAAAGAACCGUGCAGCCAAUGCGGGUGGAUCUGCUAUGGCCGCAGCUUACGGUAGGCCGGUGUCCUCUAGGGGGCCAAUGAAACUGUAUGUUGGCUCCCUCCAUUUCAAUAUCACGGAGGAGAUGUUGCGGGGUAUUUUUGAGCCUUUUGGCAAACUUGAUGACAUAAAGCUGAUUAAAGACCCGCAGACGAAUCGGUCUCAGGGCUACGGUUUUGUCACAUACAGCAAUGGUGACGAUGCAAGAAAGGCUUUGGAUCAGCUGAACGGCUUUGAUUUGGCUGGUAGAGCCAUGAAGGUAAAUUAUGUUACAGAGAGGAGUGAUUAUGCCAAUUUGAGUGCUUUGGACAAUGAAGAGGCCGACAGGACCGGCGUUGAUCUGGGAACUACGGGUCGACUGGCCUUGAUGGCCAAACUCGCUGAAGGCACCGGCCUGGAGAUGCCUAAGGCGGCGCUAGCCCAGCUCCAAGGUAACCCGACUCUGGGCAUAGCUGGGAAAGUUAGUUCAUCUUCUGCGGUCGCUCCCCCUGUCUGUACGCAGUGUUUCAUGUUGUCAAACAUGUUCGACCCCCAUGUCGCCUCGCAUACAACCUUCGAGGAAAUCAAGGACGAUGUCAUUAGUGAAUGUUCCCUUCUGGGUGGUGUUUUACAUAUCUUCGUGGAUCAAACUAGUGCCCAAGGCAAUGUCUAUGUUAAGUGUCCCAGCAUUGCCAUAGCGACGCAAUGCGUUAACAAGCUGCAUGGGCGCUAUUUCUCGGGCCGCUUGGUCACAGCGGCUUACGUCCCGCUGAUAACCUACAAUCAACUAUUUCCUGAUUCUGUCACUGCCAAGACGAUCUUAAAGCCAACGUACACCUAG
Molecule: messenger RNA, 1512 nt
Organism: Hydatigera taeniaeformis
Lineage: Eukaryota; Metazoa; Platyhelminthes; Cestoda; Cyclophyllidea; Taeniidae
Source: the annotation of a GenBank genome assembly